AUGGCUCAGCUGCCUACGAGUGAAUAUUAUAAAUACAUGGUGGACUUGUGCUUGAGGGGUUGUGGGAAGUUGAACGGGAAGGCGGUUAAUUUGUUCAUCAAGAGAUGUGCCGCUCUCUCUCAUAUUGACCUCUUCGAUAUCCCUUCGGCCGCUGUUGAUUCGACCUUCGCUGGUGUUCGAAGGACUUGCAAGAAGUUGAAGAUAAUCCGCGUUGGUGAGAGCUCGAGCAUUGGACUCGUUAAUGCCAACGGGCAGGAGCACUUCGUCGUCGGUUUACCUCCAGUAUGA
Perkinsus marinus ATCC 50983 is the source of this 288-nucleotide messenger RNA. RefSeq lists its product as hypothetical. NCBI's taxonomy places the organism in Eukaryota, Perkinsozoa, Perkinsida, Perkinsidae. Bases 1 to 288 code for a protein of 95 amino acids. The record is from RefSeq and is a predicted model, not a curated record. The transcript is spliced from 2 exons.